CCCCCGGUGCCCUUACUCAACAUAAAAGGAUUCACACAGGGGAGAAACCCUAUAAGUGCUUGGAGUGUGGAGUAAGCUUUAGCAGAAGCGGUACCCUAACUUUGCAUAAUAGGAUGCAUAAAGGGGAGAAACCUUAUAAAUGCCUGCAUUGUGGAAAGAAUUUCAGUCGAAAAGGUCAUCUUAAGUCACACGAGAGGAUCCAUACGGGAGAAAAACCAUUUCAAUGCAUGGAGUGUGGAAAGAACUUCUAUUGCUCUGCACACCUUACUGCCCAUCACAGAAUCCACACAGGGGAGAAGCCCUUUCAGUGCUUGCAGUGUGGAAAAUGCUUUGCUAGUUCUGGUGGCUUUCAUGCCCACAGACGGACCCACACAGGGGAGAAACCAUACAAAUGCCUGGAGUGUGGAAAGAGCUUCAGUAAACCCAGCCACCUAACUUCCCAUAGAAGAAUCCACAGUGGAGAGAGACCGUAUGAGUGUACCGAGUGUGGGAAGCGCUUCAAUCAAACAAGCCAUCUUAAUAUUCAUAAGAGGAUCCACACAGGGGAAAAGCCCUAUAAGUGCACCGAAUGUGGCAAAUGGUUCAUCGACUCGGGGGCUCUCACUCACCAUAAAUGGACCCACACUGGAGAGAAACCAUUUGGAUGCAAAGAAUGUGGAAAAAGCUUCAGUCGCAAAAGAGCUUUCAUAAUACAUUACAGAAUCCACACUGGGGAGAAACCAUACAAAUGCACCACAUGUGGAAAGAGCUUCAGUGAUUCUCAAGAGCUUGUUUCCCAUGAAAGAAUCCACACUGGGGAAAAACCCUAUAAAUGUGUGGUAUGUGGAAAGGGCUGUAGGACCACCAGUGACCUUAGUUCCCAUAAGCGGACCCACACACUUGAAAAGCCCUAUCAGUGUGGUGAAUGUGGAAAGUCCUUUAGUCGAAACAGUUCCCUUAAUAGCCAUAGAAGAAUGCACUCAGGAGACAAACCAUAUAAAUGUAUGGAGUGUGGAAAGUGCUAUACACAUAGCAGUGCUCUUAAUUACCAUAGGAGGAUACAUACAGGUGAGAAACCACAUAAAUACAUUCCCAUGGCCUUGUCUUCAUCUCCCGGAACCUCAGGUCUUUGUAGUGGAGGAUUAACAGCAGUUGAGCUUCCAAUGCAGAAACUGAGUUUAAAAUUCCGGCGAAUAGUUUGGAAGUGGGAAGCCAAAUGGAAACGCCAGAUUUCCCCCUUUUUAUCUCUUAUUCCUUCUCCAGGUGAAUCUUUGAGGCGUACCGAUAAAGCCACCGAUCUGCCAGACGUUGCAGGAGAAAGCACCAACGGGGUAGUGACGGGAAUCUCGGAGCUGAAGGAUUCCCCGAAUGGCGAGCUCCAAGAUGUUCCCAGAAUUUGGCAGGGAUUUGAAGGGGAAGCAGAGAAGAACAUCGGGAAGGUGGUUCGUUGCAAAGGCAUUGAGCUCAUCGGAGAAAGCACAAAUCUGAAGAAAGUCCGUCGAGUGAACAGUGAGGCUGUCGGAGUAGCCGACGAUAACGCAGAUAUCAUCGAAUUUCAGGUCACCCACACAGGGAACAUGCCUUAUAAAUGUCCGGAUUGUGGGAAGAGUUUUAAUUACAGCACCAGCUUGGUCAGACACCAGAGAAUCCAUACCGGAGAAAAACCAUACAAAUGUUUGGAUUGCGGCAAAUGUUUCUGCCAGAGCUCAGGCCUCACAAUUCACCAGAGGAUCCACGCAGGGGAGAAGGCCUACCAGUGCUUGGAUUGCGGGAAGAGUUUCCGCGUGAAGUCGCACUUAAUCAGGCAUUCCAUCAUCCACAAAGGAGAGAAGCCGUACAAGUGCCCGGAAUGCGGCGUCAGCUUCUGCGAACGAUCGGAGCUUCGGAUACACCAGAGGAUCCACACGGGAGAAAAACCCUAUCACUGUGCCGACUGCGGGAAAAACUUUUGCCGGAAAGCGGAUCUGACGCUCCAUCAGAGAAUCCACACGGGGGAAAUGCCUUACACAUGCUUGGAAUGCGGGAAAGGGUUUCGCUGGAGCUCCAAUCUCAUCACGCACCGGAAAACCCACACUGGAGUGAAGCCGUUCGAAUGCGCCGAGUGCGGGAAGAGUUACUACUCCAACAUGAGCCUCGUCCGACAUCAGCGGGUCCAUACCGGAGGCACCCCGUACAUCUGUUCGGACUGCGGGAAAAGUUUCUGCGACAGCACCAGCCUCACCCGGCACCAGAAGAUCCACACGGGGGAAAAACCAUACGCCUGUCUGGAGUGUGGGAAAAGCUUCAACCGUAACUCCAACCUCAUUUCCCACCAGAGGACUCACACGGGGGCCAAGCCGUUCCUGUGUACUGACUGUGGGAAGAACUUCCGGUCGAAAUCGGAACUUCACCGGCAUUACACGGUUCACGCAGGAGAGAAAAAUGUCAACAUUUUGACGGGGGACACUCAGGAGGGUCCUGCUCACGAGAAAACAACCAGCGAACUGGGACUCAGGAAUGAAUAG
Messenger RNA from Thamnophis sirtalis, 2483 nucleotides. Lineage: Eukaryota; Metazoa; Chordata; Lepidosauria; Squamata; Natricidae. The record is from RefSeq and is a predicted model, not a curated record.